AGACAAUCCAUCUUCAAUAUGGAUAUGCCCACAUCUACAACUAUGGACAUGAUAAUGACCAUGACCAUGUCGCCGACCACCACCGCCGCCAUGGGCAGCAGCACCGCAUCCUCCAGCAUGGACAUGGACAUGGACAUGGGCUCAUCCAGCUGCCAGAUCUCCAUGCUCUGGAACUGGACCACCAUCGACGCAUGCUUCCUCUCCAAAACCUGGCACAUAACCACCAAAGGCAUGUUCGCCGGCACCUGCAUCGGCACCAUCUGCCUAGUCGUGUGCCUGGAAUUCCUGCGUCGCGUCGCGCGAGAGUACGAUGCUUUCCUCAUCCGGCGGGCCCGUCUGCGGUAUCAGUUUCUGGCAAAUCUUGAUUCCCCUUCCGAAGGGGAGAGGAGAAUGCGUACGGCGCCGUCAGCUUCUGCUUCGACUUCUCGGUGCAAGGAUGCUGCUGCUGCUGCUGCCACUACAACAACUACUGCUGUAGGCACAGCGCCACCCUACCGCCCAACCCUACCCGAGCAACUCGUCCGAGCAACCUUACACAUGCUGCAGUUCGCCGUGGCGUACUUCGUCAUGUUGUUGGCGAUGUACUUCAACGGGUAUAUCAUCAUCUGUAUCAUCGUGGGGGCGUUUUUGGGGGCGUUGGUGUUUUCGUGGGAGGUGAUGGAUUCUGGAGACGGGGUGGGGAACGAUGCUACCGCUGUGACGAAGUGCUGUGGUUAGAGAUACUGGGCAUCAGUCGUUGCAGGGAUGGUCUUGGUAUACUGGAGAUGAUCGGGGUUGAGACAGUCUGCGAUGCAGACGCAUUACCCGCAUUCAACACUAGGAGGUCAAGAGAAAUUGAGUAUGAGGUUUUACCGAGGACCAUGGAGAUGGAGAUACAGUUCAGGAACGGAGGAGGAGCUGUUUUCAGUAUUGCAGGGUCCAGAAAUAGCCGGGUACAACUGUUACU
This is a messenger RNA of Aspergillus aculeatus ATCC 16872, 946 nucleotides long. Its product is annotated as high-affinity Cu transporter CTR3. The record is from RefSeq and is a predicted model, not a curated record. Gene Ontology annotation, cellular component: membrane. Gene Ontology annotation, biological process: copper ion transmembrane transport. NCBI's taxonomy places the organism in Eukaryota, Fungi, Ascomycota, Eurotiomycetes, Eurotiales, Aspergillaceae. The coding region runs from base 19 to 717 and encodes 232 amino acids. The transcript has 4 exons. Gene Ontology annotation, molecular function: copper ion transmembrane transporter activity.